AUCACCAGGACGGAGCUCGUUCCUCCCCUUUGUGAGUUUUUCGAAGAUAAAAUCCACAUCUACGUCAAGAAAUUGGGCGAUUUCUGGAUUCGCAUAAAAUCAAACCUCUGCCAGGGAAAGAAAAUCGGGUGCCUCCCGUUCGUUCCUUUUGAGAUGCCUCGCAAUAGGAGACCAACAGUCCGCUGCUACAUCUAUGAUUCAACAGAAGGACAUAGUGAGCGUAUCAAGAAGGAGGAGGCGAUGUUUGGGUUCAAGCAGCCCCUGACACAAGAGUGCGAAAUGCUUCUUAUACCAACCGGGGACGAUCUCAGGAUUACCAUCAAAGACAAGAAUCGUCAACAGUUUAAGAAGACGAUAAACUAUGAGAGCAUCCUGCACCUUGAGAGGAACGUGAUCUUUGUAGAACUUGACUACAGCCAGAAGCCAGAGAAUGAAUUAAACAUAACCCUUAACAUGGCCCAAGGAAUCAAACCAAGCGCGAACAGUGCGUCUCUUCAGUUCAGAACUGUUCUUCAAGCUGCGAAAAGACUCGUUAUUGAUGAAGAUGAUGACAGAGAUAGCAAAAGCAGAAAGAAGAAGCACGUGGAGAACAUCGAGGACGACCUCCUGUUCAAGGUUGCUGAUCAGAUCGACAACGAUGAAGUCCUCGAGACACUGAUGGGAGCUCUUGACAUCAGUCUCCUUGGCCGAAGACGGUGCCUGGAGGUCAACCGCUCUGAAGGGAGAGUUACUGAGAGAGGCACGCGUGAUGUGCUGCUACACUGGCGGGAAAAGACACGCGCUGCAGAACAGCGAGCAGGGUUAGAGAGCGCCCUCAAGCGGGCCGAGCUUCACGACCUCAGCAACAAGAUCUUCAAAGACUAGAAGAAGGGACAAUGUAGGCAUGAUAGAGGCCCGGCUCACCUUACGUCUGGUCCAAGACCCGCUUUAACAAAUCGCAUUUUGCUUAUUAUUUUUGAAAAAUGUGAAGGAAAAUUUUAUUUUUGUUUGAGGUUCAAACUAACUGUACAGUAAGAAUACUAAUAUAACAUUCUUUUUAAAGAUUGCAAGCCCCAUUUUGAAGUAAAAUGUAGCUUAAAUUUAAAUCGUAGCUACUCACAAGGUCGCUAUGACGUCAUUACGGCUACAUGUCGAUAUGCAGUUCGCUCGUAUUCUUUCAGGAUGAUAGUUACAGAUUUGAACGAUGAACAUUAUGUACUCGUAAGAUGAUUUAGAACUUUACACAGAAGCUGUUCCAUAUCAAUAUUCACAUCAAAUUGUUAUGUAACUACGUUUUAUUUCAAAAUCGUAUGGUGUGCGAAGGCAUAAAAAAUGUUCGUUAAAGUUGGGAAUUGAGAACAACGCAACUCGAUCUGCUACCUGUAUGCUGUGCCGCUCUGUUUGGUUUUGUGAACUGUUUUCUCACAUCACUGGUGUCACAUUCGUCAACAUUUUCCAUCAUGUUUUAAAUGAGAAUGUAUCAUCCUUCAACUGGAGCCGGUAAAAUCUUGAUUUUAUUUACGACUUGUCUUGAACUUGACAACUUCUCUUCUUGGCAAGUACUCUGGAACUGUUUAUGACCAGUCCCACGCAGCCAUAUCGGUGUUGGAUUUUGCUACUUUACAUCUGACCAUUCUUAAGGGCCUGUCCUGGGAGUUAACCAGGUAAGCUUUCAUGCCUGCAUUUUAGACAAAUCAAUCUUAAUCUUCUUACACCGCUACGCAUUUUUAACUCUAUUAUGGCUAAUAGUACCUGUAACCUGCGAUCUAAUUCGACACAAUAGCUAGCAGACAGCGACCCCAUUUAUUCUGAAUGAGAUUAACCCAUUGCCUACUGGAACCAGGUGAUCCCUGUACAAAACCUAUGAGAAUCACAGAUCUAAGUAGUCAACUGGUUAAUGGCAUUAUUCAGAAUGCCAUUGAAAGGACGGCGGAGAGAGUUAUUUUCUUUUGACUGUUUCUAGUUAUUCAAAUGAAAUUAUUACAAAUUUUUAUGCCUUUAUCUCCAUUUUAUAUGCACUGAAAAAACUCUGGUGUUGAUUUAACACCAGGCCAGAAUUUAUACAUUUCCACACCAGAGAAGUGUUAAACAA
This is a messenger RNA of Lytechinus variegatus (green sea urchin), 2071 nucleotides long. RefSeq lists its product as uncharacterized. The record is from RefSeq and is a predicted model, not a curated record. The transcript is spliced from 5 exons. Lineage: Eukaryota; Metazoa; Echinodermata; Echinoidea; Temnopleuroida; Toxopneustidae. The coding region runs from base 154 to 864 and encodes 236 amino acids.